Molecule: messenger RNA, 1708 nt
Organism: Trichoderma asperellum CBS 433.97
Lineage: Eukaryota; Fungi; Ascomycota; Sordariomycetes; Hypocreales; Hypocreaceae
Cellular component (GO): cytoplasm
Source: RefSeq, a predicted model, not a curated record
UUUUAUUAGCAGCGUCCGAGAGAAGACGAGCUCAGACGGCUUGGAGUUGCGCCUCUCGUUCAUCCACUUUUUCCCUCGCUCUCACUCUCGUUCGUGGGUCAGCCGUCAACGUCCGAACGUCCCGUCUAUUAGUCGCAAUCCACAUUUAGAAAACCCAGCGAUUUCCACCAGCUGCGAUAUUUUCCCAGUUCACAUUACCAUUCUCAGCCUCAUCUGCCAAAAUGGACGACCAGUUGGAUAAAGAAUGGGCCCGAAAGUAUAUUUUGGACCCCCUGACUGCUCCUGAGCCAAACCAAGAAACUGGCCUUGGAUCCUCUCACUACAACCCCCACCGCGCAUCUUUGCAAGCUCAGCCGUCUGCAAAGCAUCAUCAUCGCCAGGAAUCGAACCCGAAUUCUAGCUUUAAAAAUCGAUCUAUGAGACUCUCCGGCGACACAAUGCAGUCAGAAAUGAGUGACCAGGCCGAUAAAUAUCCCACGCCACCACAAUCAGGCAGCCCAAACCGGAAAUUCCACCCGUCGAAUCCAUUUGCCUCAUCAGAAGGAUCGACUGAUAUGGUCGAAGACAAGACACUCAUCUCUCCGCCUGAUUCCCCUGACACUGACCGGGCGACACGAGCGCACCAGCGCCAAUCAAUGAAUAACUUUUCGCCGACCCAGCGACGAGGCCCGCGUUCAGAUCCUGGUCACGCUCACGGUCACAGUCGUAGUCGCUCUCUCUAUGAGCGCUUUCCUGGAGAUUCAUCCCCCAGACCCCUAGACAUCAUUAAGAACGAUGCUCGGGCUGCUGAACGGCCUCUGCGUCAUCGGAAACGCAUCUCCGACGUCGACAUGAUCGAUGCCCUCGAUACAAUCGGAGGCACCUAUCACCACGGCGGGCCGUAUGAUGCCACACUCAUAAGUCGCAACCUAAACAAGAAAUAUUCGCCAGUUGCCGCCGUCCAGGAUUCAAACAUGGAAACUCUGCGAGCUACGCCUCGGGAAUACAUCAUUGACAGCCUGGAGCGCCAUUUGCCCCUCCAAGGGACUGCAACUGUUCCUUCUGGCGGCCUGGAUCUUUCCGGUUCUAGGAUGAGUUACGAAGAAGGCCCAGAUCUUAUGCGGGAACCGGAUGCCCCCGGCGGCGCAUUCAAGCGCUAUGACUAUAUUAAAUACCACCCCGACGACCUCAAAGGAAAAGGAGAGCCUUCUUAUACCAUAGAAAAGGAUCUGAAAGAAAAGAAGCGCGCUAAAAGAGGCGAGCCCGAUGAGAUUGAAAUGCAAUCCGGCCUAUACAGUCGCAAAGGCCACUCGAGUUCGUCCAAGCCACAGCGCAGCAUCAGCGUUGCGUUCCGCGACAACUCUUCGUCCAGCGGAAACGCCUAUAAUAACCACGACUUGCAGCGCCGGAACUCUACUGGUAAGAAGCUGAGCGACGGCCUGAAGCGGCGGUGGGGCAGUAUUCGUGGAAAGACGAAGGCAUUGGUUGGCGAGUCUCAGUGAGAUUUGUGCGCUUCUCAAAUGGCAAUGACUGCGUUGUGUGACAUAUGCUUUUGUUACUUUUAAGGGAUGGAUGAGGUUUUAUGUGGAAAUGAUUUCAAUACGGCGUUUUAGGCUACGAGAUUGGUUCCAAGGGUAUUUAUUGUGUGGUAACACGUGUAUUAUAGAGCGCUGGAUGGCGGCAGGUAUUAUCUAUCGGGUGGAAAUAAACACAUUUGACCCAAAUAAAU